Molecule: messenger RNA, 1984 nt
Organism: Papilio xuthus (Asian swallowtail)
Lineage: Eukaryota; Metazoa; Arthropoda; Insecta; Lepidoptera; Papilionidae
Exons: 10
Coding region: 725-1984 (419 amino acids)
Biological process (GO): autophagosome-lysosome fusion
Source: RefSeq, a predicted model, not a curated record
CAACCAACAUCAUCCGUGACUGACUCGCCGACGGAACAUUGGAACGCGUGCGGUUUCACAAUCUUUUUGUUGUUUGUAUCUUUGUUAAUAGAAAAAUGCUAGCAAAAUUGAUUAAGAUGGACAUUAUUUCCGCUGUGAUGCACUACAACAAAUGCAGUUUAUAAAACAAAACACAUCACCGUGUAUUGCAAGAUUGGAAAAAUAAUGAAUUUGACACCGCCGCAGCCUUUCUCUACGAAUUGUCGUAAACCUUGUGGGAUCGAUUUUUAGGUGUUUAUUAAUGAAAUUAGUAAAGUGUAUGUGAGUGAUAUAAUUGUACCGGAUAAUUCCUUUCUUCGUGUUCUGUGUAGUGGCUGCAAUAGCAAUCGACAGAGAUAAUAAAAAAUGCAUAAUCUCCAUGCUUUUGUAAAUGUUCCGUUCGAUAAUGCUAGUAUUAUGUUCUAAUAUUAAUUGGAGUUAAUCAUUUGUAUAUUCUGCCAAACGUUAAAGUGAUAAAUGUUCGAAAAACAGUGGUGUGAUGAGUGAAAAUUUUAUGAAAAAGUUUGGAUACCACUGAAGUACUGUAUCAUAUAAGGCACGGGAGCCACACCGCGAAUGAGUUGGCGGCGCACCACACCACCACGACUGGCAAGGACUUUGAGUGUACACAAAGUGACCUUUAGAAAUCCAAUAUUAUGUGAUAUAGUGGGGGCGGGUGCGUAGUGAGCACGGGGCGGGCGGCAUCAUGUCUGCGGCGCUGCUGCUGCUGCUGCUGCUGCUGGCGCUGGCCGUGUGCUCCUCGUAUGGCGGCGGGUGCACGUUCCCGGCGGGCUGGGCGGGCAGCUGGUUUCAGUCGGGCAGCCCGGCCCUCAUCGCCAUCAACUCCACGCACAUACACUCCAAAGGCGAGUGCUACGAGUCCGAGUCCUACGACAAGUUCCUGCUCUACGACAGGCGGGAGGACUGCUACAGGUGCAUGGUGAUAUUGGAAAAGCACAAAUAUGUCCUACAAUACAAAGAAACGUUCUGCUCGGAGAAGGACUCGAUGUCGUCGAUCUGCGAGUCGAUCAGCGGGGACGCGCCGCUGUACUCGAUGUUCCGCAAGGAGCCGCGGCCCGAACCGCAGCCCUGCCCCUUCCACCCCGCGCCCUUCACCUUCACCUACAGCCGCGGCUCCGGCGACUGCGCCAACCCGCCCUCGCGCGCAGAGGCCUGCACCGACGACUCCCGGCUGCUGCUGCGCUACAUGGCCUGCCCCGACGUGCCCGGCACCGAGAGCAACGUGGAGGAGCUGGUGUGCCUGGCGACGUGGAAGGAGGGCUCGACGCGCUACCUGGUGGGGCAGAUCUCACAGGUGCAGCGGAGGAACUCCAUCGCCUCAGAUGAGGACACUUUCAGGUGCUUCGUGUACAAGGGCCAGCACGGCGAGCGCAGCAUGACAUACAACAUCGCGCAGUCCGGCGACGCCACUUGCAACGGCCUCUCCUCGCCCACUGACGGCAGCCGUAUCAUGAAGCUCACCAACAGCGACGACGAGCACAACCGCUGCCACUUCCCCGCCUGGAUCGUGGAGCACCACAAGUGGUUCAGCCUCGACCACGCGCACCAGUACCACUUCACCACCAAGAACGCCACGCUCAAGAUAAUGUCGGAGAUCGGCGCGGCGGAGGAGCGGCGGCUGGUCUGCCACUCCAUCCUGGAGCAGCGCGACAACCGCUACAUCAAGCUGGUGGCGCACGUGACGCGCGGCUGCGAGUCCGGCCACGUCUGUCUGCAGUUCCACCGGCGCGACGGCGGCGUGCUCGAGCUGCAGCAGGGCGCCGCGCUCUGGGACGCGCCGCAGGACGCCUGCGCCGGCGCCCGCGCCGCAGACCCCGCCCUGCCCUACCUCACGCUCGUCACCGCGGCGCCGGCGCCCGCGCGCUGCCCGCUGCUCGGCCGCUACACCGUGCUCGGCGCCCUGCCCGACACGCGUCGCCGCCGGCAGCACGCCCGCCCCGGUUAA